AUGCUAGUGUUUCCAAGCCGAGUUUCCUGCCUGGAAACGGCGCUGCAGCGCAUGGCGCCCACGGGGCCGCAUGGCGCUCACGGGGCCGUGCGUUCCCACGGGGCCGCAUGGCGCCCACGGAGCCGCAUGGCGCCCACGGGGCCGUGCGUUCCCACGGGGCCGCAUGGCGCUCACGGGGCCGCAUGGCGCCCACGGGGCCGUGCGUUCCCACGGGGCCGCAUGGCGCUCACGGGGCCGCAUGGUGCUCACGGGGCCGUGCGUGCCCACGGGGCCGCAUGGCGCCCACGGGGCCGCAUGGCGCUCACGGGGCCGUGCGUUCCCACGGGGCCACAUGGCGCCCACGGAGCCGCAUGGCGCCCACGGGGCCGUGCGUUCCCACGGGGCCGCAUGGCGCUCACGGGGCCGCAUGGCGCUCACGGGGCCGUGCGUGCCCACGGGGCCGCAUGGCGCCCACGGGGCAGUGCGUUCCCACGGGGCCGCAUGGCGCUCACGGGGCCGCAUGGCGCUCACGGGGCCGUGCGUGCCCACGGGGCCGCAUGGCGCCCACGGAGCCGCAUGGCGCCCACGGGGCAGUGUGUUCCCACGGGGCCGCAUGGCGCUCACGGGGCCGCAUGGCGCUCACGGGGCCGCAUGCUGCUUACGGGGCCGUGCGCGCUGCUGCUUACGGGAACUCGGCACAGUCCAACAGUUCUGGCGUCGGAUUCGUGGCUGUCAGAACAAACGACCCGACGCUGCCGGUUUCCAAACAGUACAUUGCACUAA
Melanotaenia boesemani (Boeseman's rainbowfish) is the source of this 762-nucleotide messenger RNA. RefSeq names its product collagen alpha-1(I) chain-like. Lineage: Eukaryota; Metazoa; Chordata; Actinopteri; Atheriniformes; Melanotaeniidae. The record is from RefSeq and is a predicted model, not a curated record. The transcript is spliced from 2 exons. Bases 1 to 762 code for a protein of 253 amino acids.